Tarenaya hassleriana is the source of this 870-nucleotide messenger RNA. RefSeq lists its product as uncharacterized. NCBI's taxonomy places the organism in Eukaryota, Viridiplantae, Streptophyta, Magnoliopsida, Brassicales, Cleomaceae. Bases 1 to 615 code for a protein of 204 amino acids. The transcript is spliced from 2 exons. The record is from RefSeq and is a predicted model, not a curated record.
AUGGCUGUGGGGAGACACCUUGAGGAAGAUUUCGAAGCUCCAUCCGACAAGGAGAACAAGAGCGUGACCGAAAGGAAAGAAACGGUCGAGAACCCUGGCUUUGUGAGGGAAAUAAAACCCAAAAGUUUGGCAAAUGUGAAUGAAGAGCGGCAAAAUGCCAAGGAUGAAUGCAUACGAGCACAAACACCUACACAUGGCGGGACAUACAAGGCUGAUGUAAGGAACCUUGAAGAUGAAUCCGAUGUUACAUCCAAAGCGGUAACCGAACAUGUAACCAAAGAAAAAGAAACGAUUAAGGAUUCCGAUCUCGUGCUCAAUGAAGUACUCAAAAGUGUGAUCAAUGUCGAUGAAGAGCUACAUGGCAUCAGAAUAGAUGCUUUAGAAGUGGUUACACGAAAUGAGGAUUUAAAAAUCCUGAUCAACCCAUCGACAAAGAUAAAUGACACCUCCAACAACCGUACUUGGAUCAUAAGUCAAGAACUUGGAGCAAAAACCGAUUUCGUGCAUGGACGACGAGAAGAGUCCGACGAAUCCCACAUGUGUGCCUCCACGGUUCAUCAGCGCUCAAGGAGCCAAAUGCGUCUACCAUUGCACCAUGAACGCCUCAAGGCGUAACACCAUCUUAAACCCAAGGACAAUCAAGAAGGAUGAACCUUUUGAACGAGGAGAAGCGCGAGAACAAAAUCUUCAUACACUUGGCGAAUAUCUCGACAAAACCCGCAAUCAAGGUAUGAAAAAUUUGACUUACGUAUUUAACGAUGCUGACUUGGACCCGUUUGAUGUAGGUAAGCAUGUUUUGAGGACAAAACCUUCUCAAGGGGGAGGGAAUGAUGAGGACAUCGGAGCUAGCAACUUGGACGAGGACGGGAG